AUGUCACCAGAAUAUAGAGAGGCUCUAUGGGCGGUAGCGAUGAUGGAAGAGGAAGAGGAGGGAGACGAUGCAGAGGGUGGCAGUGCUAGUUGCACUAAGACAGGUUAUGAGGAGUGCGACUGGGUCCCACGUGCUGGCAGCUUCGGCGGUGCUCUCCUCUCCAACGUCUUGGCCACAGAUCAUAUCAACUCCCUUCUGCAGAGCCUCUACUACAUCCCUGCAGUCCGCAAGGCUAUCUACAGUAUCGACACCAAGCCUAGCAGCGGACCAGACCUAGACGCGACCUUUAGGAAUGGAAUACCGGAUCUGGGAAGUGAGGACUCUGAGGCGGCGGCUUGCAUUGAGGAAAGGGUAGAAUCACUACACUCUAUUGAAGGGGACCUAGAGGGAGUAUGCGGGGACUUGAGAAUGAUCAUGGAGUUGGUGACAGGGAAAUCGGAGUAUGCUCGGGUUGCCGAGAGGGAGCUGUUGUCGUCGCAAAGGCGUCCGGCAACACCGGUCGCUGGAGGGCGCGGGAGCUCGGGGGCCAGUGAUAGAGGUGCGAGGGCGGCUAGGAAGUUUGAGGAGAUGGAGAGACACUUAUUGGGAAGAUUCAGGAAGUCCCGCGUUGUGAUCGAACAGCUGAUGGAGAUCGUUGACGAGCUGCUGUCCUGUGAGAAGAGAAGGAUUUCCCACCCGAGAUUUGGGGAGCUCCAGAAGCAUCAACUUAUGCUAAGAAGUGUUAUGCGGAAGCUGAAUAAGUGUGUCGACUAUAUGCUGCACCAACAGCAGCUACUUCGGGAGGAAAUCGUGGAGUACUUGAAGAAGAGGAAGGGAGGGCCUGAUGAUAAUGGGGACCAGGGGGAUGAUGGAAUGGGUGACCCUAAGGAGUCGCCUCCGCCGCAGCCGUGCCUGAUUCGGGAACUACAGUUGUUGUUCGCUCGUAUGGAGAUGCAACAGGACGAGAGUGGCAUCUGUCGUAUAUGCAACGGAUCCAACGGGCCUAGGGUGAUCGACACUUCGGGGGUUAUUCGGGCCUUGGGCCUCGAUGGGCCCAACUGCACUGUGUCACCUGAGAGGAUCUACUCUAGCUUUUUUGAUAAGCUCCAGAAGCACGCUAGUUUGAUAUCUAAGGCCGCAUGGGAGCGCCUGGCUGACCUCUUUCAAGGAUGGGCAGUGUACUCUCCUUCUGGCCAGGACUCGGAAGCGAGGUCGACUGCGUCUGGAAGGGGCCAUCACCAUGGUCAUCACGAGGAUCGGGACUCGGCGACAUCAUCAUCGUCGUCUGGACCAACGACCAGUGAGGCUUACUCGUUCAGUCAUUUACGCUUCAACAACGGGAAGAGCAGCUCUAUCGAGAAGCACCUGUCUUGUUGGACGCAGAACCCUACUAACACUGCUGAGCAUCGCCAUACUAGUGCUGGUGGGACUUGCUGUGGGGUCCAUGCUCCUGCAGCUGCAGAUGGGGUCAUCGUGGGUGGAGGAGGGGAAGAGGACGCAAGUGGGAGUAAGCGCUCCUGCCAGUUCAUCAACAUUCCUCCCAUACUCCAUCUGCAGUUCAUCAAUAAGAUCAAGGAGAGGUUGGACAUUUCGGAGCAGCUCGAUUUCACGCCCUAUAUGGACCCGGUAGUAGUGGAGGCUGCCAACCAGCGAUAUCAGCAGCUGGGCCGAACGGGCUCGCUCUUAACAUCGCCUGGUGGGGAGGAUGGGAAGGGGGGCAGCAGCGAGAACGAUGAUGUAUGUGAUCGGGAUAGCACUGGGAGCUCUGGGGGAGAUGACAGCCCAGAUGUCGCCUUGUCCUCGCGGCACAUUGUUGGCAGCCUCUCUCGUUGCAUUAUGCCUUAUAUGUGCGGCCUCAGGCACAUUCGUCCUAGCCUAUACGCUGAGGUGACAGCGGGUCUUCCUGCGAGGAAUGGUCCCCACAAGCCUAUCCAUCUGCAGUGUCACCAGCUGGUGGCACGGGAUCAUGCACUGCACCCUGCGGCUCACUCGCCGCUCAUCUACGAUCAGCUCGCCUUAGCACAGGGUAGAGCUGACCAAAACGGACAGUCCAAUCAGGAUAUGGAAGCUGUUGCCUUAGCAGCUGCAGCUUCGGCGUCCCCGCAAAUAGAGGUUACUCUAGUCACCGAGGGCCAGCUGACGAAUGUCGAUGGUUACUACCUUAACGGUAUGUUCCCGCAUAAGGGGAGGAAGUUCUUGGUGAGGAAGGACAUCCCUGUGGAGAGAUUGAUGAAAGCGGUGGAAGAGCACUUCAAGAUUCCAAAGCAUAUGCAGAGGCUCUUUGCCUUGCGUUACUAUUCUGAUACGCAUCAGGAGAGGUUUGAGCUGAUGACCCCGUCCAGGAUGAUCGCGUGGUAUAUGCCUUCGACGGUGCAGGCAGCGGCACAUCAAGCGGCAUUGGCAAGUCGACAACAACAGCAACAACAGCAUCAUCAUCAGGGAGCGGCAGCUAAGAAGCCGCCACAGCAGCAGCCCCAGGUGGCGGCAGCACCGGUACAGCAGAAGCAGGUGUCGACCAGACGCGAGAGGCUGGGGCAGCAGGCCAACUCUAACAUAAUAGGCCAUGUUGUGACGCUGCGGCUAAUAUCGAUAGGGUUGAUGACCCUGGAUACGCGCUGUCGGCUUCGGGAUUACUUCCCCGCGGUAAGGGCUAAGAUAAGCAGUCACACUCCAGAUGGAGCUACUAUAGCCGAGGCACCACCAGCAACAGCUGAGGAUGACUCGGAUGCUGUAGAGGUGUGGGAGGAAGUGAAUGUACGUGAGGCUGUGAAGCGAGAUGUGGAUCGUACAGUGAAGGAGGAGAAGAUCAUCGAUGGGGAUAUCCUCAUCUUCAUGUCGCCAGGCACUAUCCAGCAAGACAGUGUUCAUGCAGAGACUCCCGCUCCCCCACCUGAUGCUGCCUUGCCUGACGUCCUCCCCGCUGUGACUGCUGUGAAGAGAAAGUUGGCGGCCACCCUUGGUGCUGCUACUCCUGGGGAGCUGAGAGUAGCGGAGAGGUACAUUGCCGAGGCAGCGGCUAAGUUGGAUGAUGCUAUGGAGGGUCUGUGCAAUGAGCACCAGCGGCAGAUGGCUCCGACUAGGCCUCAGGCUAAGGCGCCGAGGAAGCAGAGUGUGGGCGAAAAGCCCCCAGUAGUGGAAGCAGCAGCAUCAUCUAAUGCAGACAAGGUUGGAUCGUUGGCCAGCUGUUGGGAAGGAGUGGCAUCUGUUUCUUCUCCUAAGGUUGACGCAGAGUCUUCCGCGGUGAAGGGGAAGGUUAUCGACUCUGGCUGGCAUGUUACUCACACUACCGGCAGUAGUGUUCUCACUGGAACCAUAGGCAGACAGCUGACCCCAGAGCAGCUAAUCGAUUCGGCAUCAGUGGAGACUAUCCAAGAGCACGUCCGUAGGGUGGUCCAAGGCCCUAGAUGCUUCAAGUGUGACAUGCCGCUUGGCACGGCUCUGCAUCCUGCUAGGGUUCGCUGCAGCGAGGGCUGUCACCCCGAACGCGCUUUUCACGACAUGUGCAUCCAAAACCUCGUCCGGGACCGUCACAGUGAGGACUGCGUAUACACCUCGGGGUGCUCAGGCAAGCUCAUCUGCACGCCUAGACACGUUAUCAGCGGCCUUAUCAAGAAGGAUGCGAGGCUCUCGAUGAACGUGCUCAAGCAGAAGUUCGCCACUGUGUUGCCGACGCCGCAGGUUAUGGCGGCCUCGAGUAGUGUCUCCAACGCGCCACCACUACCAUCACAGAUCGAGCAGGCUUGGACUGGUAGCCUUGCUGGUGCAUCUAGGAGGGGCGGUAGGAGGAAGGGUUCCAAGAAGAAGAGUAGUUCAUCUUCCCAUAACAACGAGGUUACUACAGCCAGUAUACCCAAGGACCAGUUAUGGUGGCACGCUUGUAUCCAGGCAUGGGGGUCGGUCGACGAGUUGAACAAGUGGAUGGCCGUCUAUUGUGCCUCCUCCGAGCCUGACACUAAGGCAUGGCAGCAGAACACUGUGAGCAGGGCCAAGUCGAUCUAUGCUCAGUGGUUGUUGGUCCUCGAGACCCGUAUAUCAGAGAGGGAUCGUAAGCGAGCAUUGGAGUUGGCGAAUACGGCCAAUGCGGGAGGUAAACACCAGACGGUGCAGCAGCCGCAGGCUCGGAAGCAGCAGACCAGGAAGAAGAAGAAGGCUCCUAGUGCGCCGACGGCCACUGAAGUGACGGACGAUAAUGAUGAUUCCUCUAUGGGCACCAGUGGGAAGGCCGAGGCCUCAUCUGUGACGGGGAGCGACUUGGACGAGAGCGGUGACGAAGAUGGCGAUCUUAAGCUUAUCGUGCAUAGCGGUAAGUAUAAGCAUUCUGCGACGGAGAGAGCGGCCUCGUCGCUCCAGCCGCCUCCCGUGGUAGAACCACCGGCAGCGGCCAUCAACCCAACAGAGGCAGUGCAGCGAUCGGCUGACAUGAUGUGGUGUUCGGUACAGAGUAAGAAGAAGCGCCAUCAGCAGUUACUGGCCGAGCAGAAGGCGAGAGAGGCAGAGCAGCAACAACAGCAACAACAGCAACAACAGAAGAAGAAAAAUGAGGCGACGGCGGCGGCCUCACAACAGAAGGUGUCGAAGGAAGAGCCACCCAAGCCGACACCGCAGGUGGCUACUCCCGUUGUCUCUACCCCAGGGCGGCGGUCUAAGAAGAUUCCACCACCGAUUGAGACCAAGUCCCCUUCGCCGCCUGCCCGUAGGGUAGCUGAUGAUUCCCCAGGGAAAAGGAAAGAUCAGAGCAAGUCUGAGAAGACGGCCAAGGUGGAUAACUUGAUACCGUCAUCGCGGUCGCCGGCAACGCCUAAAGCGAAGAGUCCGGCGACAUCUCCUCCUCCAGUGUCACCGCCUCCUCCUCCUCCUCCACCGCCUCCGCCGCCACCACAGGAACCACCUGUUGGGGAGACUACUCCACCCAGACAGGCCAACGACACGCCUGCGCCCCCGAAACUGGCCGGGCUGCCUCUCCCUGCAACUCCAGCGGUCAAGGCGCAUCAUCAUCAUGGUCCUGCAUCGGCUCCAGCAGUGAUUCGCCCGACGUCGGCAACCUCCGCUGACAUGACGUCCGAUACGUCACCGUCUCGCAGCGUUUGGGAGCCCAUACCCAACGCUGAGUGCCCCUCUUUCGCCCCCUUCCCAAAUCCGGAUGCAUCGGCCUGGCUCCGUGGCCCUGCUUCCACUAUACCGGAGCCUCUAUGGGGUCCACCCUCGAUAAGGGAAGAUCCCUGGAGAGGACCUCUCUUUGGUCAGCAGCAGCCGGGUUUUCGCAAUGUCCACCCCUUCAUGAACAAUGCUUUCCCGUCGGCAGCUCCCUUCCCUGCCUUCGGGUCUAUGGGGAUCAAUGGGCGCUCGAUGGCUGACGGCUAUGGUAUGUCCUUCAACGAGGCCAACAUUGGUGUUCCACCUGACUCCUCUUCGGCUGCCUCGACAACUACGAUGUUCCAAAUUCGAGUGAAAAAUUUGAUGCCCGAAAUACGACGCUUCGCUCUGCCGGCCGAUAAACUUUUCGUCUCGGGUGAUGAGGACACUGUUGGAGAAAGCGCCUGUGUUAUGGUGAGAUGUCCCCUUGAUGGCGACUGUGAAUGGCAGAGGCAAACGCUGGUCAAUCUAACUGAUGGUCGAGUCUCCGAGAUAUAUGUAACACCAGUGACCAGUGGCUCUGGUGGCGGCGGCCCCUCGAGUGUCACUGCCCUGCAAUGGUUCCUUCAACUGGGUUCGAAUAAGGAAGCCCAGCGCGUGAGGAGGUGGAUCGUCGCCUCCCAUGCGGCAUGGCAAGCGACUAUAGGCCAGAUGACUGAUUGUUCAGUAUACGGCUUCAACCCGAAUGCUUGCCCGAUCUCUGAUCCCGACUCGCCGACUAUGAGAUCCACCAACUACUGGGUCUUCGGUGAUGACCUUAACGAUGAUUUCACACCAUUCAGUGAAGAGCCGGAUGCUCUGUGAUCCACACCUAGGGCCAGAGGGAACAUAAUUACCCCGGCAAGGAUCGUCGUUUUCUGUCUAUCAUUCGCGGUCUCGGCGUGGGUCUCUUUUCCUCCUAUAAGGUUUCACCGACUGUGGACA
Molecule: messenger RNA, 6036 nt
Organism: Perkinsus marinus ATCC 50983
Lineage: Eukaryota; Perkinsozoa; Perkinsida; Perkinsidae
Exons: 33
Coding region: 1-5916 (1971 amino acids)
Source: RefSeq, a predicted model, not a curated record